Populus nigra (black poplar) is the source of this 2429-nucleotide messenger RNA. Its product is annotated as cysteine-rich receptor-like protein kinase 42. The record is from RefSeq and is a predicted model, not a curated record. The transcript has 6 exons. Gene Ontology annotation, biological process: protein phosphorylation. NCBI's taxonomy places the organism in Eukaryota, Viridiplantae, Streptophyta, Magnoliopsida, Malpighiales, Salicaceae. The coding region runs from base 196 to 2202 and encodes 668 amino acids. Gene Ontology annotation, molecular function: ATP binding; protein kinase activity.
UUGCAUACUAUGAAAAAGAGGUUCAUCCUCAAGACAAGCCUUCCACAAAACCUGGAGGAGAAACAGAGCAGAAGAUAGUGGGCGAUGUAUGUAUAUAGAACUGGAGGAAAGCCAGGAAGUAACAUGUUAUAAACAAGACAGAAGCCAGUUUAGUACCAGCUCUGUCCUCUUUAACUCAACAUUUAAAGCAGAGACAUGAUCUCCCUCCAUCUUCCUCCAAAACUAAUUACUAUAAAUCUUCAAAGCCGGCUCUUCCUGUCCCUCAUCUACUCAGCCAGCUUCCUCUUCUCCCUCUCGCUCUCUGAUCCUAGGAUAACACAAUCUGGUCUCUACUGUGGAAACUCAAAAUCUACCGUUCCUAUCCCAACUUUUACUAAAGAGAUGGGAACUCUCUCUCAACUAAUAACCACCAGCCAUUUUGCUGCCACUAACAAUCUCAACCACUCUUCUACUCUCACUUUUUAUGCAUUAGCCCAAUGCCACCACGAUCUCUCCCAAACCGACUGCCUUCUUUGCUAUGCUGCUUCUCGCACCAAGCUCCCUCGCUGCCUCCCUUCCCUCUCCGGCCGCAUCUAUCUUGAUGGCUGCUUCUUGCGUUAUGACAACUACAGCUUCUAUCAAGAAUCUGUUUCUUCUUCUUUUGAUACCUUCAAGUGUGGUAAUGAAUAUCUUGAUGCUGACGACGACGACAAGCACCUCGAGUUUCCUACACGGGUUGGCUAUGCUGUUGGUAAUGUAACGAUUCAAGCUGUGGAGAAUCGUGGGUUUGCAGUCGUCAACGUUGACGGCAUUUACGCGUUGGCUCAGUGUUGGGAUAGUGUUGGCAGAGAAGGGUGUAGAGGGUGCUUGGAGAUGGCUGGGAAGGCGGCGAGAGGGUGCGUGCCCAAGAAGGAAGGGAGAGGAAUGAAUGCUGGUUGUUACUUGAGGUACUCGACCGAGAAGUUUUACAAUAACGGGGGAGGAGAUGAAAGGAAUGCUCGUGGUUUUUCUGGCCUAGGGAUCGCCAUUGCUGUAGUUUUAGCAACUGCCGCAUGUCUCAUGCUUUCCAUCUUUGCAGCUUAUGCUAGCUAUGUAAGAUUGUUGAAGGCAAAACGAGAACGCGACAAUCUCGGCAAGGUUCCAUUCUCUUUCAACAAAUCGAGUUUGAACUUCAAAUAUGAGAUCUUGGAGAAGGCAACAGAUUUUUUCAGUCCAUCAAGGAAACUAGGCCAAGGAGGAGCUGGUUCUGUAUUCAUCGGGACUCUUCCAAAUGGAGAAACUGUUGCUGUAAAGAGAUUGAUUUUCAACACCAGGCAAUGGGUGGACGAGUUCUUCAAUGAAGUCAAUUUGAUCAGUGGAAUUCAGCACAAGAAUCUCGUGAAGCUGCUGGGUUGCAGCAUUGAAGGCCCUGAGAGUCUGCUGGUUUAUGAGUAUGUUCGGAACAAGAGCCUCGAUCAGUUCCUUUUUGAUAAGACUAAAAGUAGGACUUUAAAUUGGAAGCAGCGUUUUGAAAUAAUUCUUGGAACAGCAGAAGGGCUUGCAUAUCUCCAUGGGGGUUCUCAAGUGAGAAUAAUACACAGGGACAUAAAAAGCAGCAAUGUCCUUCUUGAUGAUAAUCUCAAUCCAAAGAUUGCAGACUUUGGACUUGUUAGGUGUUUUGGUGCUGAUAAAUCGCAUCUCAGCACUGGAAUUGCAGGGACAAUAGGCUACAUGGCUCCUGAGUAUCUCAUCCGCGGACAACUCACCGAUAAAGCAGAUGUUUAUAGUUUCGGAGUCCUGGUUCUUGAGAUUUUAGGCGGCAAGAGGUGCAAUGCCUUCGUGGAGAACUCUGGAUCCCUCCUCCAAACAGUAUGGAGGCUUUACAGAUCAAACAGGUUGGUUGAUGCUGUUGACCCUUGCCUCCGAGAUGAAUUUCCUACACGAGAGGCAUCAUGCGUGCUUCAAAUUGGGCUGCUUUGCACCCAAGCUUCAGCAGCCUUAAGACCAUCAAUGGCGCAAGUAGUUCAUUUCUUGACCAAUAAUGAUUGCGAGAUUCCUCCUCCAAAUCAACCUCCUUAUAUGAAUACUUCACUACUGGAGACCGAGAAUUCCAGGUGGUCUUAUAGCAUAAACAGUUUGGUGUCAAAUGGGCCAACAGAAGUUGAAGCUUCCUCCACUUCCAUGGAGUCCUCAAGUAUGCAUAGUUCAAAUGGCCAAAUAAGAAGUGAGGAAUCUAGUGCAUGAGCAGCUCCAAGGAAAAUCCCAAGAAUUUCUCACACGCUAGCUUGAAGCAUCAUUACUUCGGUUUUCCCGUUUUCCAUGUCUUCACAAGACUUGGCGUUAAAAAUCCUGACCUGACGGUUUAUCGUUGAUUUCAAAUCAAUAAAAAGCUCAUGUUAGCAGCUGAAGAUGUAUAAUGUAUUUUUUCUUUAUACUUAAAGUGAAAAAGGCAAGGAAACUGUUUCUUAAUA